This is a messenger RNA of Photinus pyralis (common eastern firefly), 1143 nucleotides long. Its product is annotated as transcription initiation factor TFIID subunit 8-like. Gene Ontology annotation, biological process: transcription initiation at RNA polymerase II promoter. The transcript has 4 exons. Gene Ontology annotation, cellular component: transcription factor TFIID complex. NCBI's taxonomy places the organism in Eukaryota, Metazoa, Arthropoda, Insecta, Coleoptera, Lampyridae. Gene Ontology annotation, molecular function: protein heterodimerization activity. The record is from RefSeq and is a predicted model, not a curated record.
GACAUCGACGAUCCAUAUCAUAAAUUGAAUUGAGGUUAUGAAAUAAGAAUAUUAAAAUAUUUAUUUAUUGUUGAGGGGUGUAUAUUUAUUACCUCAAUAUAAUACAUGCAUUCGUUUAACAAAUUAAUGUAUUUACAUUACCAUUAAGUUCUUACACAAAGACUGUUUACAUUUUGGCUAGUGAUAAAGUAUAGGAGCAUAAUGGAGCAACAGACCAACCCCUAUAGAAAAAUGUUAUCUUCGGCAAUAUCUGGAGUCUUAUUAGAAGCUGGUUUUGAUUCUGCAGAUCGAGAUGUGCUCGAAUCUUUUACCGAAAUGCUGCAGUGCUUUCUAUGCGAGAUAGGUUCAAUGAGCCGGAAUUACUGCGAACUAUCGGGCCGUUGUGAACCAGUAAUUGGUGAUGUUAUUUUGGGUUUUGUUGAAAUGGGUAUGGUAUAAGUGCGGUUGAUUUGGCAUUUACUGAGGAGAUUUGCAGGUGUCGACUUCAGCGGAUUGCAGCAGUAUGUGAAAAACGGGAAGUUUAUGUCAUUGCCGACGCUUCAACAACAGCAACCUCAAAAGCAGAUGAAUAUGUUACAAGCGGGGACGAAGCAGCCGCUACCGAACUACAUUUUUCAACAUUUACCCACCUUUCCCGAUCCACAUUCAUAUAUUCGUACACCGACACACAAACAGCCUGUUAUCGAUUAUGAGGCAAUUAGAGAGAAAUUCGCAAUACAGAAGAAAGACAUGGAGAAGGCGUUAACGAAAUUUUUGUGCAGAACAAAUCCAAUCCACAACUUGUUCGAUAAUGAAGAAGCAAAUAUCUUUCCAUUAAUCGCCUGUAAGCCCACCCAUCCGCCCUACUUAAGUGCCUUGCUACCUCAAGAUCAAAUAUUCGACCCCGAAGACCUGGAGUAUACCGCAAAGGAUCAAAUACAAAAUCAACAGCCUCGUAAACGUAUAAAAUCAGAGUGUAAGAUCGAAAAAAUGGAAACGGGCGACGAGGAGGAGAAUCUCCAAAUGAAUAAGAGUCCGGAGAAGGAGAACAUGAAUUGGGAGAUCGACAAUCCCUACCUGGCGGCUACAAAGCUACCGAUAAAAGGUAAAGUGUAAGAGAAUUAUAACGAAAUUAAAGAAAUCCAAUAAACUUUUAAUAUUUAA